CGCUGCGUAAUCAGUCUUUCUACGUGUGUUGAUUCAAGUGCCUUUCGUUUCGUUCCUCUUUUACGCCAGAACUGGUGGCGAUUUUAAUUCAUUUCGUGUUUCGAUCUCGACUUGGCCACUCGUACGUGGUUUCGCACAACUCGGCUGGCUGCAAUCGUCAUUAUUGGUGCAAUUAUAUAGAUUCCAUCGCCACACGCAAAUCUAUCGCGCAGAAGAACAGAACCGAGAAAGAUCGGUGUUGUGAUUGUGCGGCCUAGUUCCCGAAGGUUUUAUACCAGUGCCAGAACGCAGAGUGAUAACGAAAGUGAGCUCUCAAUCAAUCCGUGUGAAGCAAAGGAAGCAGCAGCAAAAUGGGUGUUCCAAAGGUCUACGUCGUCGGAGUCGGAAUGACCAAGUUCGAAAAACCCGGUCGGCGGGAGAACUUUGACUAUCCACAGAUGGCCAAGGAAGCCGUGACAAAGGCGCUGAACGAUGCCCGUAUUCAGUACAAGGAUGUUCAGCAGGCUACUGUGGGAUACGUGUAUGGUGACUCGACCUGUGGCCAGCGUGCCCUAUACGAGGUUGGGUUCACCGGCAUUCCGAUCUACAACGUGAACAAUAAUUGCUCAACUGGGUCUACGGCCCUGCUGCUGGCCAAGCAGCUGAUCGAAACCGGAAACAAUGACUGCGUGUUGGCGCUGGGAUUCGAAAAGAUGGAACGAGGUUCGCUGACCUCGAAGUACAUGGACCGGACCAAUCCGGUGGAGUUGCUGGUAUCGGCCAUGGCAGAGAAGCACGACAUCACGGGUGCUCCCAUCUCGGCGCAACUGUUCGGCAAUGCCGGGUUGGAACACAUGCAAAAGUAUGGAACCAAGCCGGAACACUUUGCCAAAAUUGCCCACAAAAAUCACAAACAUUCCACCAACAAUCCCUACUCGCAAUUCCAAGAUGAGUAUUCGUUCGAUCAAAUCGUAAAGUCGACACAGGUGCACGAAUACCUGACGAAGCUACAGUGCUGCCCCACUAGUGACGGUGCCGCAUGCUGUAUUCUCGCUUCGGAAAGUUUCGUCAAGCGUCACGGCUUGGAGGGGCAAGCUGUUGAGAUUCUAGCCAUGGAAAUGUCCACCGAUUUGCCAUCAUCGUUUGGGGAGGGCAGUGCAAUGAAAAUCGUCGGCUACGACAUGACCCGCAACGCAGCCGAAAAGGUCUUUGCCAAGACGAACUUCAAACCCCUGGACGUCGAUGUGGUUGAACUGCACGAUUGCUUCUCGGCGAACGAGCUGAUCACAUACGAAGCUCUGGGACUUUGCCAGCCGGGUAAGGCGGCCGAGUUCAUCGACCGAGGCGACAAUACCUACGGGGGUCGCGUCGUUGUGAAUCCGAGUGGAGGUUUGAUCUCCAAGGGACAUCCCCUGGGUGCUACUGGGCUGGCCCAGUGUAGCGAGUUGUGUUGGCAACUGCGAGGUGAAGCCGAUAAGCGACAGGUUAAGGGCGCGAAAUUGGCGUUGCAGCACAACAUCGGCUUGGGAGGUGCGGCUGUGGUGGGUCUGUAUCGACUUGGGUUCCCGUAUGCUAAGAAGUCGAUCAACCUAAACUUGACGUCGGCGGGUAAACUGAAGGAUACGCCUGAAGGAUUUUUGGUAGCACCGUACAUGAAACUUCUGGAAGAAGCGAUGGCAGAUGAUAAGGACAAUCUGAUCGAAAAGGUACGAGGCAUCUAUGGAUUCAAGGUGACCAACGGACCCAACGGAGCUGAAGGCUACUGGGUCAUCAACGCCAAGACUGGAAAGGGUUCCGUCACUUACAAGGGAACAGAAAAACCCGACGUCACCUUCAUCAUAAACGACAUCGACGUGGUGGAUUUGAUUUCCGGCAAGCUGAACCCCCAGAAGGCCUUCUUCCAGGGCAAGGUCAAAGUGCAAGGCAACAUGGGACUGGCAAUGAAGCUGGUGGAUUUGCAGAAGAGUGCAAAUUCGCGCAUCGAGGAGCUUCGGGCGAAACUGUAAACCAAGCUACUUGGUCGACACUACAAAUCUAGUUUAAGUAUAAAAAAAGCUGUUUUAAUAAGCAGAUAAUCUUUAUCUUUGUUCCGUCGCGGCAUUUAGAAAAUGUGGUGAUUUAUUGUACACAUUAGGUUCAGAUAUUUUUACAAGAAAUAAAAUUUACACUGGUGAUAGUCAACUAA
Molecule: messenger RNA, 2164 nt
Organism: Aedes aegypti (yellow fever mosquito)
Lineage: Eukaryota; Metazoa; Arthropoda; Insecta; Diptera; Culicidae
Gene: ScpX
Product: non-specific lipid-transfer protein
Exons: 5
Coding region: 351-1985 (544 amino acids)
Molecular function (GO): acyltransferase activity, transferring groups other than amino-acyl groups
Source: RefSeq, a predicted model, not a curated record